This is a messenger RNA of Lolium perenne, 674 nucleotides long. The record is from RefSeq and is a predicted model, not a curated record. NCBI's taxonomy places the organism in Eukaryota, Viridiplantae, Streptophyta, Magnoliopsida, Poales, Poaceae.
AACGCGCGCUCCACUUCGAUCCAGCCGCCGCCGCCGUCACCGGAGUAGUUAAGCUCGCCGGAGAAGCAACCAAGAUGGCCGGAAGGAAGGGCGGCGAUAGGAAGAAGGCGGUGACCCGCUCCGUCAAGGCCGGGCUCCAGUUCCCCGUCGGCCGCAUCGGCCGCUUCCUCAAGAAGGGCCGCUACGCCCAGCGCGUCGGCUCCGGCGCGCCCGUCUACCUCGCCGCCGUCCUCGAGUACCUCGCAGCAGAGGUCCUGGAGCUCGCCGGCAACGCCGCCAAGGAUAACAAGAAGUCCCGCAUCGUGCCGCGCCACCUGCUGCUGGCCAUCCGCAACGACCAGGAGCUCGGCAAGCUGCUCGCCGGGGUCACAAUCGCCCACGGCGGCGUCCUCCCCAACAUCCAGUCCGUGCUGCUCCCCAAGAAGGCUGCCGAGAAGGCUGAGAAGGCGGAGAAGUCGCCCAAGAUCGCAGGUCUGUCCUACGCCACCAAUGAGAUUGCUCUCAAUAAUGCGUUCACUCAGCACGGUGAUUUUGUCGAAGUUAAAGUUGUAUGCCAUCCUGUGACGCGGAAAUCCAAAGGAUAUGGUUUCGUCAAGUUCUCUUCAGAAAAUGAAGCAGCAGCAGCAUUGGAGAAGAUGAGCACCAAGGUUGUUCUGUAGAUAUAGCACAACUAA